Molecule: messenger RNA, 3844 nt
Organism: Amborella trichopoda
Lineage: Eukaryota; Viridiplantae; Streptophyta; Magnoliopsida; Amborellales; Amborellaceae
Product: protein HYPER-SENSITIVITY-RELATED 4
Molecular function (GO): ATP hydrolysis activity; ATP binding
Source: RefSeq, a predicted model, not a curated record
GAGAGAAUUAGAAGUGUUCUCAACUUCUCGCCUCAAACAAUGGCUCAAGAAAAAGCGUUUGUUCAUUGUAGUGCAUUCUAGUGAGAGAAUGAGAUUAGUUCAUUCUAAUGCAUUCUAGCAAGAGAAUUAGAAUUGUUAUUUUGUUUCUUUCACUACUCUCUCUGUGUGAAUUGUUAGUGGCUUUCCUUUGGUUAGAAUUAUCAGAAACCGUCUAAGGCUCUUUCCAUGACAUUUCCAUUUUCCAUGCAUUUUAUGCUUCCUAAAUGUUUAUGAAUAAUUGGAUUCUCUUUCUUUCUGUCUCUCUCUAUGCUUGUUAUCUCUGAGUAAGUCCUCUAUUAUCCAUAGUUUUUCUCACUUUUUUCUCUUCUCUCUGUGAAUAAGGUUCCACUAGUUAGAAUUUUCAGAAACAGUUAAGGCGAAUUCACCUCUCAUUUCUCAAUUCUGAUUGUAAUGAACUAGGAUUCACCUCCCCAUUGUUGAGGCUGCCAAAACACUUAGAACCCACCUCUUCAUUCCUCAGAAGAAGGGCAUGGCUUCUGACUUCACCUUUCCAUUGUUAAGGAUCCCUAAACACGAAUAACUCACUUAUUCAUUGCUAAGGCUCUUAAGCACUUACAAUUCACCUCUCCAUUUCUUCUUCUUCUUCUGGUAUUUUUUAGCUUCUUGGGCAUCUGUAGAGACUCUUUGCACUAUAGAUUUGACCAACAUGGGAGGUUUGGGAGCUAAGAUUAGUUCGAUUGUAGUGUUGGUUGGAUUGAUUGCAAAAUUUUCCCCAAUACAAAUAAGGCACGCCUUUGAUCGAGUUAUCCAUCGUUUCAUCCGUUCCCAUUACAGACAUGCUUGUAUCAUUAUUGAAGAGAUCGAUUCUGAUGGUUAUUAUUGUGAGGAAUUCAGUUUAGUUCAAACCUACAUUACCUCUCAACUCUGCAAAUCAGUUCAUGUUGUCAAGUUAAUUCGGGGUAGGAACCCCCAAGCUUUUUCAUUAGAUGUCCAAACUAACCAGACUAUUAGGGACCAAUAUGAGAAAAUGUGGGUGCAAUGGAAACUUUGUUCCAGUGGUCCUUCAAGGCAAGAGAAAAGGUAUUUUGAGCUUAUGUUUCAUAAGGAUUACCAUGAUCUUGCACUUGAAUUUUAUAUCCCAUAUGUGUUUGAGAAGGGAGCUGAAGUUCAAGGAGCGAAGAGAGUGUUGUGUACCAAUAGAUCGAUGAAUGGUGAUGGCGGUUUAUGGUCCACUGUGGAUUUUCAUCUUCCUUCUACGUUCGAUACGAUAGCCGUGAAUAAUGAGGUAAAGAAUAGUUUGAAGAAAGAUUUGGUGAAGUUUAGCGAAGCAAAGGAGUUGUAUGUGGAGGCAGGUAGAGCAUGGAAGAGGAGUUAUUUGAUCCAUGGACCAUCGGGAACGGGAAAGACUACCUUAGUUGCUGCAAUUGCCAAUGAGUUGUGCUUUAAUCUCUAUGAUAUAGACUUGGGUAGUGUACAUAAUAAUUUUCAUUUGAGGAAACUUCUCAUAUCCACGAGGGAGAGGUCAGUGAUUGUUUUCGAGGAUAUUGACAAAUGGGUUGUUAAGAGAGAGGGAGCAGAGAAUCAGAGAGUCGAAGAAGGUUAUAUUAUACAAAAAAUUGGAGGAGGGGAGGCUUUGAUCACCAUGACUGGGCUUUUGAAUUUGAUAGAUGGAUUGUGGUCUUCUUGUUUCCUAUGUGAGAAGGUAAUGGUGUUUACAGCUACAAAUAUAGAAAAUUUGGACCCCUCAUUAUUGAGGCCCGGCAGGAUGGACAUGCACAUGACCCUAACUUACACUCGACCUUUGGACUUUGAGGCACUCACAAAUAAAUAUUUCGAUUUGGAGAAUGAUGAGAUUGAAGUUAGUAUUAGAACCAACAUGCAGAAGAUUAAGGACUUGCUCAACAAUUUGAAUAUCAUACCUGCUGAGAUAGCUGAAGUGUUUAUGCGGUACAGUGGUGAUCCUGCAAAAGCUAUGGAGAUGUUGAUGUGGAAAUUGAAUGGGACCAUUGUUUGAAAGUGCACAGUAUCACAAGAGUACAUAGUUACAAAAUAUUCUUGAUUAGUGACUGGAAUACUGGAUCACAGUGAACUUCUUGUGUCUGAUGUACACAUCUUUUUUGUGUGAUAUUUUGGGCUUGGAACUAUACUAGUUUUCCUAUGAACCACUCCCAUUCUAAACAUCAUCUUUUGGGUUUUGUUUUCAUAAAAGAAUUCUUAUGCUACUAGACAUUAAGAAAAAUAUUUAUGUUGCCAAUGGCCCUGUUUUGUACUACUUUGGAAAGAAUGUGCAUGUGCUAUGUGCUCUGCAGUUAAGUUCUUAUUUGAGUUUCCUUCAUGAGUUGAUGGGGUUGUAUAAACUGGAUUGUUUGUUUUGAAGGAAGGUUUCAUAGAAUAUACUCCAUGUAAACAUUGUUUGAGUUGCAUUAUGCUAAAAUGCCUCCUUAGUUUAAUUUCACGUGAAAAUUUACAUAUUGAAUAGCUAGAGUUUUCACCCAUAGUGGUAUAUGCUUCCUUAGAUACUAUAAGAAUUCAUAUUCAUGUACUAUAAAAGGUUUUAGAAAACUUCAUGGGUUAAAGGACCAAGCUUGAUUUGAAAAAUGAAACUUCAGUUCUGUAGUAAUAUUUUGCAGACUGCAUUUUCAUGCCAAGUCUGUUCUUCAGAAAUUUUCUGUAUCUUCCUGUAUUUUCAUGCACAAAAAAAAAAAUGAAAAUAUCUUAAUGAUUGUUGGGAUUCUCAUUUACUUUCCAAAUUUGUAUCAGUUGUAGUCGUUUGGGGAAUAGGGGAUAUGAAUUGUAUUGGUUUAGGGGAAUUAUUCUUGGAUUCUUCAUUCUUUAUUUUGAUUAUAGAAGAACUUCUAAUAUUGUAAUCAAGAUCUUGCAGUAUUUUUUUUUUUUCUUUAAAGAAGUAGAAGCAAGACAAGAAAGGAUAAGUGUAGCUAAGAUGAGGAUGUUGAGAUGGAUGAGUAGCAAGACAAGAUAAGAUAGAAUUUGGGAUGAAUACAUACAAGGGAACUUAGGUGUAGCUUCAAUAGGCGAUAAGAUGAGCGAAAGUAGACUUAGGCGACCUGGCCAUGUGCAGCGUAGAUCUAACAUAUAACCAGUUAGGAGGUGUAAUUUGGUUCAAACUCUAAAAAGUAAAAAAGAAGACCCAAAAGGAUAUGGAUGGAAGUAGUGAGAAAAUAUAUGGUGGUUUUUGGUCUCAUUGAGGGUAUGGCUUUUGAUAGAAAAAAAUGGAAGAACAGGAUUCAUGUAAGUAACCUCAAAUUGGAAACAGGCUUGGAUGAUGAUGAUGAUGAAAGAAGUAGGAGAAAGGGGAGAGAAGUAUGAGAGGAAGAUGGGGUUGUUGUUUACUGUUGUAUUUGGAUAAGGUUGCUGCAUGUAAUGGUGGGUUUAGCAGCCAUCUGAGAUGAAUUGAUCCCGCCAUCAAUGUGCCCCUCAACAGUAAUGUCUUCCAAGUCCCAACUGGGUAAAAUGCUCCUCAUCAAGUUUUUUCAUGCCAUGUCUUUGUUUGAACUCUCUCUCUCAUGGAUCACCCAGAGUCUGUUUGAAUACCGUGCUCUAUUGACCUGCAAAGGUGAGCACCGGUGUCAUUCUGGGUUUAUUACAGAUGAAAGUAUCAUGCUGAUGGAAUCAUUACAAACUAGAGCUUUACCAUUUACUUCUGAUUAUAUUCAUCACUGCACCAUCACGAACAUGAAGGUUUGUACUAAUUUCUGAUUCAACUUCCUAGCCAACAUAAAUUGUUGUUACUAUCUGUAGAAUAUUUAUUUCUUGAAAAUCAUUUUGAAUUUGAAAUAUUCUGUACUGUUGAAUUUGUUUGUCUCUUUAAAAUUUUGUUAUUCUU